CUGGUUAUUUCCUGCAAAAAUAACGCGACCAAAUACCGUUUCGGAUUGCGUCGUUUUUUGUUCUUGUACAAUAAAACUAGUCGGGUGGCCGUUUAGUUGCGGGUUUCGACUCUAUCGAGGACGGUCGCGGCUCGAGGAGCAGACGUUGCGUAAAGUUAUUACACAACGAUAAAUCCGCCGGUAUUCGAGAUUCGUGGUUCGCGGUGAUACAUUAGGAAAUUCCCCGAUACAAUUAGGCAAAAGAAUGAACAGUCUGUGAUACGGUUAAACUUCAACAUUGAAACGAUACGAAAAUGACAUCGAAACUAGUGCAAAUGCAGGUGAGAAACAUCUCUUCAACUAAAAACCACUCGUAAAUAUUCUACAUAAUAUACGGAAUGUGUAAGUAAAAUAAUUGGGAACGAUUCAGUUCGUUCUGCGCAUGUUUACCGCGCACGAAGCAUGCGCAGUAUAGAUAAAGUACUGUAGGCACAUUAUAUGGAAAUAUAGGUUAUAAUAUAAAUAAGGGAUUAUUUGCGAUGAAUAUUCUAGAUCUAAUUGGGGGGGUUUUUUUUUUGUAAAAAAAUGUCAUCAAACGUAAUCUAUUCUUGGUGGAAAUGAUUUAAAUCAAUUAGGAAUUAAAUGCAGAAAAAUAUCGGUACGGAAACUGUGUGUCAAUACAAACAAAUUUAUUCAAUCUGAACACAUACUGAAUUAAUUCUCGUAAUCAGACCUUGUAUGAAAAAAAUCAGCGGUAGAUAUUUGCACAAUACCAAAUUGGAUACAAUGUUUUACAAUUAUUUUUUUUCCAACACAAAAUUAUGAAUCAUCUAUGAGUAUUUGCAAUUUAAAUUAUUUAACACUAACUAAAAAUAAUAUAUUUGCAUAGUGAAUGUUCUUCGACAAAUAAAAAAAUAUAUAAAUAAUAAGCUAGUGGAAAAUAAUUUGGAUUUGAUACGUUUACUGGAUAUAACCUAAAAGUCAUCUGUCAAAGAGACAUCUAUCUUUAUAUUUAGUGUUUAAAUGAAUUGGUUCGAAUCUUAAAUAAAAAAAUAACAAUUUUAUUCCAAAACAAAUUUAUCAGAAAACAAUCUAAAAAAAAACAUUUGUAAUUAGUGUUAGAAGUUUGGACUAAAGACUAAAAUAACAUAAUUCGUACCUACAUCAUAUAAUCAAAUCAUUCGUCGAACAAAAGUUAGGUUAGGUUUGACCAACGAACAGUUAUCGUAAUUUUUCUUUAUGGUGAAACCGAACUUGUUGAAAAUACACAAUGCGGGAUAUAUUUAGCGGUACAUUAGUUACAUUUUAAUUUAUCUUUAUGCAGAAUUGUAAUAAUGUUACAUUUUCAUAACUGUUAAUUCGUGAUAAUACCUUACAAAACGGUACUUUGAUAUUUUACAAACGAGCGUUUAAUUUAAUUCGAUUCUUCCAUAACGAAAACGUCCCGAUAAUUUGUGAAAUAUUUCGAUAACUUAUAUUUUAUUAACCUCGUCGAAUCAACCUUGAAAAUCGAAUAUGUGUUUACAAACAUAUUACAAUUCGAUGUUUUGAAUGCUAACCUAACCAACGUUGUAAAAAUUUAACGAUCGAAUUAAGAAUCUAGUCAAGUGAGUACGAACCGAUUUCGUGAAACACGUGAAAGUCAAUAAAUUGUAUUUAUUAGGCCAGUCCGAAAUGGUAGUUAUGUUGCUUACAAUAAAACGAUCAGUGCCUACAGGGACACGCGGGUGCAGCUGUUGACGCCUUAAAACGACUUGUCCUAAAGUUGUAAAAGGUUUUGUGACUGUCAUGGCUUUUACCGAUACUUUUUUACUUUUUACUGAUUGCUUUUGUAACCUACGCAAUGUCAAUAGUGUUCAUAUGGUAUAUAUACAAUCCCAGACUAACUUAAAUUUAAUAUUAUGUAAACUGAUUGCCUUUAAAGCCUCCUGAUUGUAAGUUAAUAAUUUCGAGUAUUCCAUUUUUUCCCGAAAGCAAAACAUACGGAUUGGCCUAUUAAUGUCGCUUCCUUAUCUGUUAACUGGUGACUACAAGUACCCGACGAUUGUUCAUAAAUUUCUCAUUCAAAUGACUAGUAGUACUAUUACAAUGUCAAAAAAUAACAAAAUGGUAGUUUAUAACUAUAUUAUUUCACAUUAUAAAAUUAUUUCUGAUCAUCUACGAAAUAAAAUUAUAAAACAAACAACAUCGAAUUGAAAGAUUAUAUACUCGAUAGAUCUGCCACACCCGUACCAAGAAACAAAGAUUUCUAUAAUCAAAUGUUCAUAUCCAUGCUAAUUCCGCGGGAAAUUUGAAAAUAACUGACCCAUGCUACAACUGUUAAUGUAACAGGCGCACGGUUUUUUAUGCGGCGUGUACAUUCAUACGUGAUCGACAGCCGAAUAAGUUUCGACUAAAGCGUCCAGUUGAAAAAAACGAAAUCACCUUCAAUGAUUUAUGAAAUUCUGUUCAACGCCUUUCGUAGUUUUACUUUAUUUUAUAUUCUUGAGUAAUAUUGAAAAAAAAAAAACACGAUUCCUAGUUAGGUUAUGAUUCAUUAAAUUGAAAUAAUAACAGGAGAAUAUGAAUUGAUAAUGAAUAAAUAUGUAUCACCGAAUUUAAAUAAUGUGUCGAUAAAUUUUGAAAGCUCUUGGGGUUCGAAAGCAUUAGAUUUAAAAGGUGUAUAUAAAUGUUUAUUAUUACAGGCUCGCUUCCAACAACGACAGAUGCAAGAAAAAGAAGAAAAACUUUUGAAGCUAUACGAAAAUCAACAACAAAGGGCUUUCGAUAAAAUUGGAAGGGGGAGCGCCGGUAGUAACGACAGUUUACCUACAACGAAUACCGGAGGAAAAGUCCGCCAAAUGUUUGACGAAAGAAGACAAAAAGCUGGAAUAGAUAAAAGUUAUCCGCUGGAACCGUUAAAAUCUAAAAACAAUUCGAGAGGAUUGUAUCCCGAAAGGAAAACGACUGUUAGAGCAACCGUUCAAAAUAGUACUACAGUUAUUAAAAAUGGAAAACCGUUAGUGAAGAAGAAAGAAGUAGUGAAUAAGGUUUAUGAAAAUAUUAAUGGAAAAGAAACUUUUGAGGAAAUUAAAUACGUAAAAAAUGGCGAUAACGAAAAUCAUUCGAAAUCGUAUAGGGAAAUAAUAGAAAUAGAUAAUAAUAACAAAAUAGAUGGCAUAGAAAAUGAAAAAAUGCCUUUAUACGAUCUAGACGAAGGGGAUAACGAUAACACUCUUGCGAAGAGUAACAAAAAUAAUAAUAGUAACUUAAUAACGAAGAAAACGCCAACAAAUAAUAAUGCAGCAUAUAUCAAACAAGAAAAUCAUCAAAAAAAUAACUUGACUAACGUUAAAAGAACCUCAACUAAACAAACAGCUUCCCCACCAAGAAACAGUACUCCAAAUAGUCCGGUUAAGAAGACAUCUAAUACUGGAAUGCAAGACAAAUCAAAAACAACAGUACCUCGUGCACCGUCAUCGACUCGUCCAUCGGCCAAACAACAAAGUCCUCGAACUGUAGUGAAUAGAGACGAUCUCACCGAAUGCACUUAUUGCGGUAGAAGAUUCGCCGAAGAUCGUAUUGAAAAACACGAAGACGUUUGCUCGAAAACGGGAAAGAAAAAACGAAAAAUAUACGAUGCCACAAAGCAUCGAGUACUUGGCACCGAAUUGGAAUCGUACGUUUUAAAAGGUCCUAGAUCAAAAAUAAACAACAAGUCGUUAACGAGAACUGUUCCGAAGAAAGACUGGCGUCGAACUCACGAAGAGUUCAUUUCAGCGAUAAGAGCAGCGAAAGAAGCUCAAGUUCAUUUGUCCAAAGGGGGGAAACUAUCCGAUCUACCUCCACCGCCACCGUCGUCGAAUCCUGAUUACGUGCAAUGUCCCCAUUGCGGGAGGAGGUUUAAUCAAGCCGCAGCCGAAAGGCACAUCCCCAAAUGUGCCGAUUAUCAGUUUAAUAAACCUAAACCUGGAACAGCCUCUAAAAGUCGAAUACAAAAAAAAUAGUUGAUCUUGAUCUAAUUUAUAUUUUUAUACAGCUUGAUUAUUAAUUUUUAUUAAAAAAAUUAUUUGUAUUAAUAUUUUCUAUUAUAAUGUAUAUUUAAUUAAAGAUAUAUAAUGACUAUAUCAUUG
Messenger RNA from Diorhabda sublineata, 4091 nucleotides. RefSeq names its product zinc finger C2HC domain-containing protein 1C. The record is from RefSeq and is a predicted model, not a curated record. NCBI's taxonomy places the organism in Eukaryota, Metazoa, Arthropoda, Insecta, Coleoptera, Chrysomelidae. The transcript has 7 exons. The coding region runs from base 2553 to 3965 and encodes 470 amino acids.